Juglans microcarpa x Juglans regia is the source of this 1182-nucleotide messenger RNA. RefSeq names its product protein FAR-RED IMPAIRED RESPONSE 1-like. The record is from RefSeq and is a predicted model, not a curated record. NCBI's taxonomy places the organism in Eukaryota, Viridiplantae, Streptophyta, Magnoliopsida, Fagales, Juglandaceae. Gene Ontology annotation, molecular function: zinc ion binding. The coding region runs from base 1 to 1182 and encodes 393 amino acids. The transcript has 6 exons.
AUGAUUACAACAUACAACUUGCAGGAGAAUGCUUGGUUGCAGAGUUUAUAUACUGAGCGUACCUAUUGGGCACCAGUAUUCCUGAAAGAAAUAUUUUGGGCUGGAAUGAGCACAACCCAACGAAGCGAGAGCAUGAAUGCUUUCUUUGACGGGUACGUUCAUGCUAGGACAAACUUAAAAGAGUUUGUUGAUCAAUUCGAUAAUGCGUUGAGAAAGAAGAUUGAGAAUGAAAAUGCAGCAGACUUCCACUCAUUCAACGUCACAAUUCCUGCCGUCUCUAUUUCUCCACUUGAGAAGAUAUUUCAAGCCACAUAUACGAACUCUAAAUUUAGAGAAGUUCAAAAAGAAGUAGUGGGAAUGCUUGGUGUUCUUCCAACUCUACACCGAAAAGCUGGUAUAAUUGCAACGUACCAUGUAGAAGAUGAAAUAGAAGUUGAUGAUUUCAUCAAGGAGGUGACUCAAACGGUGUACUUUAAUGAGGCCGAAGUUGAUGUGAAGUGUCAAUGCUCACUGUUCGAAAUGAGAGGGAUAUUGUGUAGACAUGCAUUAGCUAUUAUGAGAGUUAACAAAGUAAAAAAUGUGCCAGAAAAGUAUAUAUUAGAUCGAUGGAGAAAAGACAUUAAAAGGACAUACACUCUCAUACGCAGUACUUAUGACUCAGUUGAUGCAAGGCCAGAAGUGAGCAGAUAUUCCUGUAUUUUGAAGGUAUGCUAUGACGUUGCCACAAAUGCAGCGUCAUGUGAUGAGCAUGCUGAUGAUAUGAUAGAUAAGUUACAUGCAAUGAACAUCGUCUACCGCACCAAGAAGUCACCCCAACGACCCUUGGAACAUGUUGCAGAUACAGUUGUUGAUGCAAGUACAGCUGGGAGUUCAAAGAAAGUCCUAAGUCCCCUUGUAGUUAGAGGCAAAGGAAGACCACCAUGCCUCAGGAAAAAAUCAAUGAUUGAGAGAGUCAAACCCACGGUGAAGAAGACUACUCAGAAGGGAAAACGUAAACAGCCACAUGGAAGAGAUAUCGAUAGGGUUGACACAUGCAGGAAUUUAUUUGGGCAAACAAUUGUUGGGACUCAAGAGAGUGUUGUCAUUCAGGUUUUGGACAUGACUGGCCUGAAGCUUUCAGCACUGAGUCAGAUAAAGCCUGUUGGAAGGUUCGCUAAAGUGUUAAAGAUUGAAGAUAACUGA